CUUCAAGAGGGACACUGGCUGCACUGCCCGGCGUCGGCUGCAGCUGCUGGUUCUGAACUGUCUCACUUCCAGGGUACAUCUCCUCGCUUGCUAACAAGGACCUCUGAGUUCAGCAGCAGCCAUGAGUUCAGACCAAGAAAUGGCUAUAUUUGGGGAGGCUGCUCCCUACCUCCGAAAGUCUGAAAAGGAGCGCAUUGAGGCCCAGAAUAGGCCCUUUGACGCCAAGACAUCUGUCUUUGUGGCGGAGCCCAAGGAAUCCUUUGUCAAAGGGACUAUCCAGAGCAGAGAAGGGGGGAAAGUGACGGUGAAAACUGAUGCAGGGGCGACUCUGACAGUGAAAGAAGACCAAGUCUUCCCCAUGAACCCUCCCAAAUAUGACAAGAUCGAGGACAUGGCCAUGAUGACUCACCUGCAUGAGCCUGCUGUGCUGUACAACCUCAAAGAGCGUUAUGCAGCCUGGAUGAUCUACCCUAUGGGCAUCUUCUCCAUCCUGGAAGAGGAGUGCAUGUUCCCCAAGGCCACAGACACCUCCUUCAAGAACAAGCUCUAUGAACAGCAUCUUGGAAAGUCCAACAAUUUCCAGAAGCCCACUGCCAAAGGCAAGGUUGAGGCCCACUUCUCGCAGGUGCACUAUGCUGGCACCGUGGACUACAACAUUACCGGCUGGCUUGACAAGAACGAGGACCCCCUGAAUGAGACCGUGGUUGGGCUGUACCAGAAAUCUGCAAUGAAGACUCUGGCUUUCCUCUUCGCUGGGGGACAAGCAGGAGAGACCAGAGAAAGUGGUGGCGGAAAGAAAGGUGGCAAGAAAAAAGGUUCUUCUUUCCAGACAGUGUCAGCUCUUUUCAGGGAGAAUUUAAAUAAGCUGAUGACCAACUUGAGGAGCACUCACCCUCACUUUGUACGUUGUAUCAUCCCCAAUGAAACUAAAACUCCUGGGGCCGUGGAGCAUGAACUUGUCCUGCACCAGCUGAGGUGCAAUGGUGUGCUGGAAGGCAUCCGCAUCUGCAGGAAGGGAUUCCCAAGCAGGAUCCUUUACGCAGACUUCAAACAGAGAUACAAGGUUCUAAAUGCAAGUGCUACCCCAGAGGGUCAGUUCAUUGACAGCAAGAAAGCUUCUGAGAAACUUCUAGGGUCUAUUGACAUUGACCACACCCAGUACAAAUUUGGUCACACCAAGGUUUUCUUUAAAGCUGGACUGUUGGGAACUCUAGAGGAGAUGCGAGAUGAAAAGCUGGCUCAACUCAUCACACACACUCAAGCCAUGUGUAGAGGGUACCUGAUGAGGGUGGAGUUCAAGAAAAUGAUGGAGAGGAGAGAGUCCAUCUUCUGCAUCCAGUACAAUGUCCGUGCCUUCAUGAAUGUGAAGCACUGGCCCUGGAUGAAGCUGUAUUUCAAGAUCAAGCCCCUCCUCAAGAGUGCAGAGACAGAGAAAGAGAUGGCCAACAUGAAGGAAGAAUUCGAGAAGACCAAAGAAGAGCUGGCUAAGUCAGAGGCAAAAAGGAAAGAACUUGAAGAGAAAAUGGUAGCUCUGACGCAAGAGAAAAAUGACUUACAGCUCCAAGUUCAAUCUUUUGGUCAUCAGGACCUGGAGGAGGCCACCCUGCAGCAUGAAGCCACGGCGGCCGCUCUGCGGAAGAAGCACGCGGACAGUGUGGCCGAGCUCGGGGAGCAGAUAGACAACCUGCAGAGGGUCAAGCAGAAAAUGGAGCAGGAGAAGAGUGAGCUGAAGAUGGAGAUCGAUGACCUGGCGAGCAACAUGGAGACUGUCUCCAAAGCCAAGGGAAACCUCGAGAAAAUGUGCCGCACCCUAGAGGACCAGCUUAGUGAAGUGAAAACGAAGGAAGAGGAGCAGCAACGCUUAAUCAAUGACUUGUCAGCGCAGAAGGCACGUUUACAGACAGAAUCAGGUGAAUUUUCACGACAGCUAGAUGAGAAAGAUGCUCUGGUUUCUCAGCUAUCCCGAGGCAAACAAGCAUUUACACAACAGAUUGAGGAAUUAAAGAGGCAGCUAGAAGAGGAGUCUAAGGCCAAGAGUGCUCUGGCCCAUGCCCUGCAGUCAGCCCGCCAUGACUGUGACCUGCUGCGGGAACAGUAUGAGGAGGAGCAGGAAGCCAAGGCUGAGCUGCAGAGGUCAAUGUCUAAGGCCAACAGUGAGGUUGCCCAAUGGAGGACCAAAUACGAGACGGACGCCAUCCAGCGCACAGAGGAGCUGGAGGAGGCCAAGAAGAAGCUGGCCCAGUGUCUGCAGGAUGGUGAGGAACAUGUGGAAGCCGUGAAUUCCAAAUGUGCUUCUCUAGAAAAGACAAAGCAGCGGCUCCAGAAUGAAGUGGAGGACCUCAUGAUUGACGUGGAGAGAUCUAAUGCCGCCUGCGCAGCCCUCGAUAAGAAGCAGAGGAACUUUGACAAGGUCCUAUCAGAAUGGAAACAGAAAAAUGAAGAAACUCAGGCUGAACUGGAGGCCUCCCAGAAGGAGUCCCGUUCUCUCAGCACUGAGCUGUUCAAGGUGAAGAAUGGCUAUGAGGAAUCCCUGGACCAACUUGAAACGCUAAAGCGAGAGAAUAAGAACUUGCAGCAGGAGAUUUCUGACCUGACCGAGCAAAUUGCAGAGGGAGGAAAGCAUAUCCAUGAAUUGGAGAAAGUGAAGAAACAAAUAGAUCAAGAGAAGAACGAACUACAGGCUGCCCUAGAGGAGGCAGAGGCAUCUCUUGAGCAUGAAGAAGGCAAAAUCCUUCACAUUCAACUUGAGUUAAAUCAGGUGACAUCUGAGAUUGACCGGAAAAUUUCUGAAAAAGAUGAAGAAAUCGAUCAGCUAAAGAGGAACCAUCUCAGAGUUGUGGAAUCGAUGCAGAGCACCCUAGAUGCUGAGAUCAGAAGCAGAAAUGAUGCCCUGAGGAUCAAGAAGAAGAUGGAGGGAGACCUUAAUGAAAUGGAAAUUCAGCUGAACCACACCAACUGGCAGGCUACUGAGGCAAUGAGGAGUCUUAGAAACACACAAGGAAUACUGAAGGACACUCAGCUACAUUUGGAUGAUGGCAUCAGAGGCCAAGAUGAUCUUAAAGAACAACUGGCAAUGGUUGAGCGCAGAGCUAACCUGAUGCAGGCAGAGAUUGAAGAGCUGAGGGCAUCCCUGGAACAGACUGAGAGGAGCAGGAGAGUGGCAGAGCAAGAGCUUCUGGAUGCUAGUGAGCAUGUGCAACUCUUACACACCCAGAAUACCAGCUUAAUCAACACCAAGAAGAAGCUGGAGACAGACAUUUCCCAGCUGCAGGGAGAGGUGGAGGACAUUGUCCAGGAAGCUCGCAAUGCAGAAGAGAAGGCCAAGAAGGCCAUCACUGAUGCGGCCAUGAUGGCUGAGGAGCUGAAGAAGGAGCAGGACACCAGCGCCCACCUGGAGCGGAUGAAGAAGAACCUGGAGCAGACAGUGAAGGACCUGCAGCAGCGUCUGGAUGAGGCCGAGCAGCUGGCCCUGAAGGGUGGGAAGAAGCAGAUCCAGAAACUGGAGGCCAGGGUGAGGGAGCUUGAAAAUGAGGUUGAAAGUGAACAGAAGCGCAAUGUUGAGGCUGUCAAGGGUCUGCGCAAACAUGAGAGAAAGGUAAAGGAACUCACUUACCAGACUGAGGAGGACCGUAAGAAUGUUCUCAGGCUGCAGGACUUGGUGGACAAAUUACAAACCAAAGUUAAAGCUUAUAAGAGACAAGCUGAAGAGGCUGAGGAACGGUCUAACGUCAACCUCUCCAAAUUCCACAAGCUCCAGCAUGAGCUGGAGGAGGCCAAGGAACGGGCUGACAUUGCCGAGUCCCAGGUCAAUAAGCUGCGGGUGAAGAGCCGGGAGGUUCACACAAAAGUCAUUAGUGAAGAGUAA
Messenger RNA from Equus quagga, 3865 nucleotides. RefSeq names its product myosin heavy chain, skeletal muscle-like. Gene Ontology annotation, molecular function: ATP binding; cytoskeletal motor activity; actin filament binding. Gene Ontology annotation, cellular component: myosin complex. The record is from RefSeq and is a predicted model, not a curated record. NCBI's taxonomy places the organism in Eukaryota, Metazoa, Chordata, Mammalia, Perissodactyla, Equidae.